CUUCUACGCCCAGAAGAGGAUGCUUAAAUUUUAACACGCGUGAACAAAAAUCCAAACGCCCAGAAAGGGCACGUAGGCUGGCGUAGGAGAGACUCGCUUUUUAAGAUAUUUCUUCUUGUGCGAGAGAGUGAGCAGGGCAAUUGAUUCAAAGGCAAAUCCUUAUCAUCUUCUUUCCUCGUUCACACUACAACCUAUAGACUUGUCAUCAUACCCUAAUCUUGUGUACAAGAUGUUCACACCUAUCGCUCGUCGUGCUGCUCAAAAGCAAAUUGGCAAUAUUGCCUCUUUGCCUCGUUCGCUACACACAAGUCCCGUUAGCAGAUUGGCAAUGCCAGUAACAUCUUCACCAACAUCUGCAUAUGCAAAGGAAAAACAGGCAAACGGAAAAUACUUGGUCACUUUGAUCCCAGGUGAUGGUAUCGGACCUGAAGUGGCAAACAGUGUAAAAGAAAUAUAUCGUGCUGCAGACGUUCCGAUCGAUUGGGAAGAAGUUGAAGUUACACCUUUGAUCAGAAACGGUAAACAAAUCAUUCCUGAUGACAGUGUUGCAAGUAUUAAAAAGAACACAGUCGCUCUUAAAGGUCCUUUGGCAACUCCAAUCGGUAAAGGUCACGUUUCUAUGAAUUUGACACUCAGAAGAACAUUCAACCUUUUCGCAAACGUUCGUCCUUGUCGUUCGAUUCAAGGUUAUAAAACACCUUAUGACAACGUUGACACAGUCUUAAUUCGUGAAAACACAGAAGGAGAAUACAGUGGUAUCGAACAUGAAGUGGUCGAUGGUGUAGUUCAAAGUAUCAAAUUGAUCACUUUAGAAGCAUCUGAACGUGUCGCUCGUUACGCUUUCCACCAUGCCGAACAAAAUGGAAGAAACAAGGUUACCGCCGUUCACAAGGCAAACAUUAUGAAAAUGUCCGAUGGUAUGUUCUUGCACGCUUGUCGUCAAGUUGCCAAAGAAUACCCUCACAUUGAGUACGAUGAAGAUUUGUUGGAUCGUGCUUGCUUGCGUAUCGUUCAAGAUCCCGCUCCAUACGCUGAUCGUGUGAUGGUUAUGCCAAACUUGUACGGUGACAUUUUGUCCGACAUGUGCGCCGGUUUGAUCGGAGGUUUGGGUUUAACACCUUCAGGUAACAUUGGUAAAGAUGCUUCUCUCUUUGAAGCCGUCCACGGAACAGCACCAAUGAUCGCAGGAAAGGAUAUGGCCAACCCAACCGCUCUUUUGCUAUCCAGUAUUAUGAUGUUGCGUCACAUGUCUCUAUUCGAACAUGCUGACAAGAUCGAAUCUGGUGUUUUCAGCGCAAUCGCACACGGUGAACGUACUGGAGAUUUGGGCGGUAAGCACGGUACUAAAGCAUUCACAGAAUCCAUCAUUAAACGUUUGGGAGAGAAGCCACCAUCGCAAUAAACACCAACGAAUCAUUACGAAGCAGUUAAGCGCACGUCUUAUACUAUAAAACUCUAUACAAAUCCAUAAAUAUGUACUUACACACUCAUACAUCCAUUGACUAUUGAAUCACUGAUGCACAUUAAAACAGAGUCGAUCACACCAAAAGUUUAUC
Meira miltonrushii is the source of this 1556-nucleotide messenger RNA. RefSeq lists its product as uncharacterized. Gene Ontology annotation, molecular function: NAD binding; isocitrate dehydrogenase (NAD+) activity; magnesium ion binding. Gene Ontology annotation, cellular component: mitochondrion. Bases 230 to 1402 code for a protein of 390 amino acids. The transcript has a single exon. Lineage: Eukaryota; Fungi; Basidiomycota; Exobasidiomycetes; Exobasidiales; Brachybasidiaceae. The record is from RefSeq and is a predicted model, not a curated record. Gene Ontology annotation, biological process: tricarboxylic acid cycle; isocitrate metabolic process.